AUGGAUCAAGUUGACACCGAAGUUCUCAUUAUUGGAGCAGGAGCCUGCGGCCUGCUCCUAGCACAAGGUCUGAAGACCGCUGGAAUACCCUACACUGUCUUCGAAGGGGAGACAGCCGAAUCGAUUAAGACUCGCUCCCGACACUGGGGCAUGAAUCUCCACUGGGGCGGAGAAUACUUGGAUAAAGUCCUCUCGCCAGAACUCAAAGCUCGGCUAAGAGAGUGCAAUUGUGAUCCUUUUUAUGACCAGGCCGACAAUACGUACACUGUCUGCAAUGGAAAGACAGGUGAGGUCAUCCUGGCCAUGCAAGGUGUCAUGCCUAGACGGGUGUCCAGACGAAAGUUGAAGGCUCUGCUUUCAGAGGGCGUUGAUAUCCAGUACGGAAGAAAGCUGGUGUCCAUUCAACAAGAAUUUCCAGGAAGGGUCACUGCCUGCUUCGAGGGCGGUUUCAAGGCGGUUGGCUCCAACCUGAUUGGUUGUGACGGUUCAAGAUCACGAGUUCGCGAAUUUCUGGUCGGGACUGAAAAUGCUAGACAAAUCGGUACGGAUAUCAGCAUCCUCAACUUCCCUUACUCUUAUACGGCGGAGCAAGCUCGCGAGUUGAGAGCCGUUCAUCCCAUCAUCAAGACCGCGUAUCAUCCAGAGCACGGAAAUGUUUAUUUACUUGCCAUACUCGAGGUAGAAGACCCAGAUAAACCCGAAGACUGGAAAUACCAAAGUGCAAUUACCUGGAAAGGCGCGCCGUCAGUUGAAGACCUCAAAGAUCCACGGGACAGAGUCAAGCACGUGAAAAAGAUAGCUUCGCAAUAUGCAGACCCCUGGCGAACUGCAGGAACAGCCAUCAGUGACGAUGCCGUCUUGCCAGUAGACAGAGGUACUUACUGGACGCCAAAAGACUGGGACAAUCAUGACGGUACUAUCACCCUUGCUGGCGAUGCCGCUCAUCCAAUGCUGCCACACCGGGGCCAAGGUCUUAACCACGCUCUACAAGACGCGGCGCUCCUCGUUCAGGCGAUGGAAUCAGUGCACAGCGGCAAGAAAUCUCUGGCAGAGGCCAUCAGUGAAUACGAAACGGAGAUGCGGCCCCGUGCCAGCCAGGAGGUCCUGCUUACGUUGGAGCAGGCACACGCAGCUCAUGAUUGGGAAUUGCUGAUGCAGUCUCCCAUCUUCAAGCUGGGGGCUAAUAAGCCGACGGCUGGAAAGGGAACCUAG
Messenger RNA from Endocarpon pusillum Z07020, 1212 nucleotides. RefSeq lists its product as uncharacterized. The record is from RefSeq and is a predicted model, not a curated record. Gene Ontology annotation, molecular function: FAD binding. The transcript is spliced from 6 exons. Bases 1 to 1212 code for a protein of 403 amino acids. Lineage: Eukaryota; Fungi; Ascomycota; Eurotiomycetes; Verrucariales; Verrucariaceae.